GAUCCUCCAGCUGCUGCCCCCUGCUGCUGAGUGUGUGCAGCUCCUCCCUCCUGCAGCAGCAGCUCAGGAAUCUGCAGCUCAUGGUGUAGUUGUUGUUUCUCAGGAAGGAGCGAGCGAAGGAGAGCUAAAUCCGAACAUGCUCCAAACCAGCAAAGCUCCAGUUGAGUGAAGGCAGAGCCUCGACAUGAUCGCACUAUACCGGCCAGCGAGAGUAAACCACUAACUUCAACAACAGCUUCAAGAAGACGUGUGUCAUCAGCAGAGCAGGCACCAUGAUUGACCUGAGCUUCCUGACAGAAGAGGAGCAGGAGACGAUCCUCUCUGUGCUGCAGAGAGACUCUGAGCUGAAGAAGUCUGAGGAGCAGCGCGUCCAGAAGCUACAUCAGUCUCUGAGUAACAGAGACCAGCUCAAGUACCUGACCGGAGACUGGUUCUACGAGACGAAGCAGCUCCGUCAUCAGGAUCGCAUCCAUGGCUCUGACAUCAUCUUGGCCUCCAUGAGACACACCACGCAGAAGCCUUUAACGAUACUGGAGCUCUCGCAGAUCUUGCCCGAGGAGUCCAGUUUUGUUGGCAGUGACAAUAAAGAAGUGUUUGUCCCACCUUUACUCUGUGGACUGCUUCAGGAGAACAACACUGACAGGUACCAAAACCAGGACCCCUAUGACACAUUUAAAGACAUACAGUCAACCACAAAGCAGAGAAAAAAUCCCUUCAACAGUGAACUCUGUGCUCAUCAAGCUUUAGAGGAGGAUCACACCCCGGAACAGACUGAAGACGCUUUACCAUCAUUUGACUGCUCCAUUUCUUAUGUUAGUAACCUUAGACAAGAUGCUAGUCUGGCAUCCCAGGACGCAUCUAAAAACGGAGCAGUCAGCACAGGCUCAAACGACUCUUUUGCUGACACAGACGGACCAGAGGGCAGACAGACUAACUCUUCUGCCCCGCGGGGCAUCCUCAAGCCCCUGUUAAGUUCUAGCUUCACAGAUACAUCGGUCACUGACCUGGAUGUGCAAAAUCCAAUUAUUGUGGAUCCUUCCAAUGACACCUGGACAGACAGGAGGCAGGUGAGGUUCAACUCUAUGGUCACUCAGGGGAGUGUGGAGAGACAGAAAGGGAAGGAGCUAGGAGAGCACAGUUUGCUGGACUUUGACUCCAGUGCUCCCUCUGAGAUGAGGAACGGUCUGAAUAACUAUGACCUUGAGGGUCUUGGUGAGACCAGUGCUGGCACACAAAGACCAGUACUCAACCAGAGUCAAGAAGAUGCACAGGAUGAUGAUGUCAGUUGCAAAAACGAGGCAAAGCUGUGGGGACAAGAAGCUGGACGACACAGGGUUCUUGGUGAUGUCUCUGAGCGCUGGCAUUCGAAGUGCCGAAGCCGUGCAGGUUCCAGCCUUGUUUCCGCUGAGCAGGAUCCAGGUAAGCUUGUUCACCAGAAGACAGAGUCUGAAGAGGACUGUCACUCUCAGGCUAAGGCCAAAGAGGGGCCAACCCGACACGACAGUCAUCGACAAAACCUUCCCGGACAAAGCGCUGACAUUUCUGUAGAGGCUAGGUCAGAUAUCAAGCAGUCCACUGGCGUCAGCUCAGCGAGUUCGUCUCAUGCUGCUUCGCCGCGGCUUAGACAAAGACUGCUUGGAAUUUUUAGAAGACUUAAAGACAAAAGAGGUGAGGUGCAGAGUCCACAAAGAGAAGAGGUGAAGAUACGGGAGGAAAAACCAAGAAACGCUCAGAUUCUCUCCAGAGGGGCUGCAGAUGGGCCUGUGGACAAACACAGAAGUGUCACACAUGAAUCUAGAGAGGUCAGAACACUACCACUUGCAGCACUCCAGAGCACCACAUUUGAGGAAUCAGUGGCCACAAUAGAUGUAGAUACUCAGCAGGAUGUAACAGAAGACACAGCUGUCCAGGUUCCAGAGAAACUGUCCAACCUGAGAGCUUUCUGGGAGACUGCAAACACUAGUCCCAAAAACAAAUUUUCCAGAAAGGAGAGAAAUGAAGAAGACAUCUCAGGAGCCUCGCAUGGUCUUCAGACAUAUGCAGAGAGCUUAAACAAGAUGUCACCUCAUAUUCUGUCACCACAAACUGAAUAUAAACGUUUAGUAGAUGUAUCAAAGGAAGAUGGCACGUACAGAGCUAAUCCAGUUCUUAUAUAUGAAGAGACAGACGACUCUUUAACAGUAUUAGAGUCACAGGAAAGCUUUGUCACCCCUGUGCAGAAGAAGCUGGAGGGUGUUCCCCCCAACCUCACCAGACAGUCCAGUUCCAGUCCUCCAGAGGAAACACCAGCCAAGAUCAGUGAGCUUAGGCAUUUCUGGGAAAAAGAAACGACUGGCCCUAGAGUAAUCACCGCAAAAGUCAAGGAAGACAACAAAGUUGUUUCGCCCCAGCCUGACCGUAGAACAUCCAUAGACAAUAGAGAGAAUUCUGACGAGUCUAAGGUUUUAAAAUCACUUAAAGUGACAGACAAAGGUUUUGUCAUUCAGAGUCCAGAAAGGACACGAAUGAUGAGCUCUGGAGGUGCUGGCAAAGUCAAGGCUGAUACAAAGCCUCAGCCACGCCCCCUCAGCCCGAGUAAAUCAAAAAACCAUGACGAUGACGUCCGAAUGAGUCCAUCUAAGACCUGCCACCCAAGGGUCCUUCCUACAGAAUCACCCAGUCCUAAGAGAUCCAGGCUGGAUGGUUCUCCCUUGAAAACCUUUCCAAUCAACAUUGAUUUGGUUGAACAAGAGAAACCAUCACCGAUGCCAAGACAGACGAGGAGUCCCUUACGUGGAGCAAAGCAACCAGAGGACUGUGACACUUUUAAGACACAGCACACACCCUCGACUUCACCAAAAUCCAAACCAACUCCAGAGAAGAGAGUUGGGAGCUUGACACGCCUUGCCAGAUCUUUCAUCCCUCAGGAUUAUCAGCACUACCUCGGGCCGCAGGAGAAGGAACAUGUGCCUCCUUUUCACCAAGAGAAAAGUGAAGAAAAUGACCUGAGAGACUUUGUGGACAACCAGAGUCCUUUAAUCAGUUCUUGGAUUGUGCAAAAGAAAGAUGGAAACUCCGGCCAAGAAGCAGCAACAACCAGGGCCUGGUCCCUGCCUCGGGCAAGUUCAAGCAGUUACGAUGACAGUCCGACCUCCAUCAUGGCCGCUCUGAAGCGAUUAUCGACAAGGAUGACUGUGUCCAGAAGUCUGGAAGACCUUACCUCGCAACCAAGUGAAGAGAGGACUAAAUAUGGCUCAGGAAAGCAAAUGAAUCAAAGUCUGGAUGAUGUUUCCUCACUUUCACCGUCCGCCUCCUACUCAAAGCAGCUGAAUGCCAGCGUGUCGGUGCCUGUCCUCCAGCUGGACGAGACGGACAGUGACAGCACCUUCGACACAAGCUUGAGCCGGAGAAGAAACACAGGCAGCUCCACGUCUAACAUAAGUCUGUCCUCAGGAAUGGCGUCCAUGUCGUCUCAGGUGAGCGGCAGCAUCAGCAGCAUUUUCCACGCGGACUACGGCAACGUCGAGGUGCAGGGAAACAUCCAGUUUGCCAUGAACUACAUCCAGAAGCUGGGAGAAUUCCACAUCUUUGUGGUGCACUGCAGGGACCUGGCUGUGGCCGACACCAAGAAGCACCGCUCUGACCCAUAUGUGAAAUGUUAUCUUCUCCCUGACAAAUCAAAGUUGGGGAAGAGAAAAACCACGGUGAAAAAAAAGACUUUAAACCCCAACUACAGUGAAAUUCUACGGUUCAAAAUCUUCAAGGAGUUGUUAAGGACUCACAAUUUGAACGUCUCGGUUUGGCACAACGACGUCUUUGGACGGAACAUUUUCCUGGGCGAGGUGGACCUGGAUUUGUCCGAGUGGGACUUCAGCAACACGCAGAUAAAUGAAUACACGUUAAAAGCCAGGGUGUCAGCACAGACCCCGGCAGUGUCUCCUUCACGCCAGGUGGACGGCAGAGGACAGAUGAGAGUGGCCCUCAGAUUCCUGCCUCAGACAUCCCACAGUAGUAGGACAUCGAGGAUGGAGACCGGUGAGGUGCAGAUCUGGGUGAAGGACUGCAAGAGUCUCCCCUCAGUCCGAGGAGUGAUUAUCGACCCGUUUGUGAAAUGCACCGUGCUGCCCGACACGAACAGGAAAAGCCGCCAGAAGACGCGGGUGGUGAAGAGGACGGCGAACCCCAUGUUCAACCACACCAUGGUGUACGACGGCUUCCGGGCGGAGGACCUCAGGGAGGCGUGCGUGGAAAUCACAGUGUGGGAUCACGACCGACUCAACAGCCACUUCAUCGGCGGCCUGCGGCUCGGCCUCGGGACAGGGCAGAGUUAUGGGGUGGAUGUGCCGUGGAUGGACUCAACGACCGCUGAGGCUCAUCUAUGGCAGAGGAUGCUACAGUCAGACGGUGAAUGGGUGGAGGAUGUUCUGCCGCUAAGAAUCUUUCUGAUGGCCAUGGCAAUGUCAAAGUGAGAGUGUCUGUGUGUUUGUGUAAUGAUGAGCACUGUGUGUGUGUGUGUAUAUCUGUACAACUGAUGAUUUUACUGUAAUUAUACUGUAAUAAUUGUAGUGCAAACCACAUGUUAAAUUUCUCAUCUGAAAUUUUUUUGGACUAUUUACAUAGGAAUGACACAAAAUAGGGAAGAGGACACACAAUCUUAAGUUUUGAUCUGAAGAUAAUUUACCGUAUAGGGGAUAUGAGCACUUGUGAUUUGUAUACAGUCAUGUCCUUCCGUGUGAUCACUGCUUCCAGCUUUUGUAUCCCCAAUAAACGGAAUAUUAAAGCUGGAAUAUGUCA
Messenger RNA from Solea solea (common sole), 4773 nucleotides. It is a transcript of the gene sytl2a, whose product is annotated as synaptotagmin-like 2a. Bases 273 to 4448 code for a protein of 1391 amino acids. Gene Ontology annotation, cellular component: plasma membrane; exocytic vesicle. Gene Ontology annotation, molecular function: neurexin family protein binding; small GTPase binding. Lineage: Eukaryota; Metazoa; Chordata; Actinopteri; Pleuronectiformes; Soleidae. Gene Ontology annotation, biological process: exocytosis; intracellular protein transport. The record is from RefSeq and is a predicted model, not a curated record. The transcript is spliced from 19 exons.